UUAAUAUCUUCAUAGAGUGGGCGAUGUAUAUGCAUCACAGCGAUCCUGCAAAUCAGUAACUGGCACACGCCGGAGUGAUUUGAACGUGUGAUAAGGACUAUUUUUAUUAUUAACUUUUUUAUAUUUUGAAGUAUUUUUUAGAAUUUUUGUGGCAAAAUGAAUGUACACCAUACAGUGCACAGGACACGGGUGUUCCGACAAAACUCUACGAUGGAGAAAUUGUUAAAAAUGGCGACACCCGAGCAGCCGUCAGCGGCGACCCCCGGCGCUGAUACUGUGGACCCAAACCAGCCUACGCCCGCGCCCCGCAAGCAGGCGCGGCCCCGAGGCAAGCCGCAGCCAGAGCGCCCGAAACGGAGUCUCUUCUGUUUGGGCCUCAAGAAUCCUCUGAGGAAGCUCUGCUACGAUAUAGUCGAGUGGAAACCGUUCGAGUACAUGAUAUUAAUAACAAUUUUCGCCAACUGUAUAGCCUUAGCUGUGUUUACUCCAUAUCCGUCCGGUGACACAAAUAAUACUAAUCAAAUUUUGGAAAAAGUGGAAUGGGUGUUUAUGGUGAUAUUCACGGGGGAGUGCAUCAUGAAGAUCAUAGCGUACGGCCUCCUGCUCCACCCGGGUGCUUAUUUAAGGAACACCUGGAACGGCCUGGACUUCACCAUUGUCACUAUUGGUAUUGUGUCCAUGGUGCUACCAUACUUUUCUGCAGACAGUUUUGACGUCAAAGCCUUGAGAGCUUUCAGAGUUUUGCGUCCACUACGACUGGUAUCAGGAGUGCCAAGUCUUCAGAUCGUGCUGAACUCAAUUUUGAAGGCUAUGAUACCGCUGUUCCACAUCGCCUUCCUGGUGUUGUUCGUCAUCAUCAUUUACGCCAUCAUCGGCCUCGAGUUGUUCUCCGGAGUGCUUCACGAGACCUGUUAUACAGAUGAGACUGAGAACUCCGGAAAUCCGUGUAACAGCGACGGUGACGUUGGCUACAAGUGUGAGCCUGACGAAACUUGCAGGGGACCUUGGAUGGGCCCCAAUUUUGGCAUCACCAACUUCGAUCAUAUUGGCUACUCCAUGCUCACUGUCUUCCAAUGCAUUACUCUUGAAGGAUGGACGGACAUCAUGUAUGCUAUAGCCGAUGUCAAGGGAAACACAUGGGCCUGGAUUUAUUUCGUAACGUUGGUCAUAUUUGGAAACUUCUUCGUCAUGAACCUCAUUCUUGGUGUGUUGUCUGGUGAGUUUUCAAAAGAAAGAGAAAAGGCGAAAAAUCGCGGUGAUUUCCAAAAGUCACGUGAAAGACAGCAAUUUGAAGAGGACUUGAAAGGUUACCUCAAUUGGAUAACCGUAGCUGAAGAAUUAGAUCUAGAAAAUGAUCAGGCUCAAAAGGAAGACGACGAAACUUCUCAGGGUAAAAAAGACAGAAAAAGUAAUGAUGGAUCUCAAAAUAAUUUAAAUGGUAUGAAUGGCGAUCAGGUUCAAAGUACGACGUGUAAAGUAUACUGUAGGAGGUUUGACAAGGUAAAUCGGAGAUUAAGAAGAGCUUGCAGAAAAGGUGUCAAAUCCCAAACAUUCUAUUGGGCUAUUAUUGUUCUUGUCUUCCUUAACACAUUAGUCUUAGCUACUGAGCAUCAUAAUCAACCGAAAUGGUUGGAUCAUUUCCAAAAUUAUGCUAAUUAUUUGUUCGUCGUUCUAUUCACUAUGGAAAUGUUGGUUAAAAUGUAUGCACUUGGAUUUCAAGGAUACUUCGUAUCAUUAUUCAACCGUUUUGACUGCUUCGUCAUGUUGUGUUCAAUAGUAGAACUGGCCCUCACUAUGACGGACACUAUCCCACAGUUGGGUAUAUCUGUGUUGAGAUGCGUCCGGUUGCUCAGGGUUUUCAAAGUUACCAAGUAUUGGCGAUCACUCUCCAACCUGGUCGCUUCCCUUCUCAACUCCAUUCAGUCCAUCUUCUCUCUUCUUCUACUUCUGUUCUUGUUCAUCAUGAUCUUCGCGUUGCUCGGGAUGCAGGUGUUCGGAGGCAAGUUCGACUACGAACCCGAGGAACAGAAAGAGAGACACAAUUUCGACUCUUUCUGGCAGGCUGUAUUGACAAUGUUUCAGAUCCUCACCGGUGAAGAUUGGAAUGUCGUAAUGUACCACGGUAUCAACGCGUACGGAGGCGCAGGCACAGCGGGAAUGCUCGCAUCCAUUUACUUCAUCGUCAUCUUUGUCUGUGGCAACUAUAUUUUACUAAACGUGUUCUUGGCUAUCGCCGUCGACAACUUGGGAGACGCCGAGGAAAUGGAUGAAAUUGAAAAAGAACAGGAGGACGCUGAAAAUGCUGAAGCUGGCAAUCCACAACUAGAUGAAGAGAGAGGGGAGACUGAUGAUGAAUAUGUGAACGAGGAAGAAGGUUAUUCUAGUGAAGGAUCUGAGCAUGAGUAUGAAGAGACUGGAUCAGAAGAAGAAGAAGUUGAUGAACAGGAACAAGAAGAAAGAGAUAAUGCAAACGAUGCACUCGUUACGACUGAGAAAAUACAGAAUGGUGAUAUUAAAAAAGAAGAACAGGAGGCAAUAAAGCGACAACCGACAAUAUCAGCUCGACCACGACGGCUUUCAGAAGUGGAAAUAAAGUCCCAGGAGAAGCCAAUUCCUGAUGGCAGUAGUUUCUUUUUAUUCUCAAAGACAAACGGAUUUCGGGUGUACUGCUACAAAAUCCAAAAUAAUUCAUGGUUCAAAAACUUGAUUCUGCUGUGCAUUUUGGCCUCAUCCCUCAUGUUGGCUAUGGAAGAUCCAGUCGGAGGAAAAGCCAAUGCUGACAAGAAUGAUACUCUCCGCAAGAUAGAUUACUUCUUCACAGCAGUAUUCACCGUCGAGCUUGUAUUGAAGUUGAUCACCUACGGAUUCAUUUUACAUAAAGAUGCCUUCUGCAGAUCUGCCUUCAAUCUUCUCGAUUUGCUUGUUGUCAUCGUUUCCUUGGUGUCUUUGGCAGGGAGUUCGUUUGGCUUUAUUAAGAUUCUGAGAGUAUUCAGAGUGUUGAGGCCUCUCAGAGCCAUCAACAGGGCAAAAGGCCUAAAGCACGUAGUUCAGUGCGUCAUAGUUGCAAUAAAAACGAUUGGCAACAUUUUGUUGGUGACAAAUCUUCUACAGUUCAUGUUUGCUGUCAUGGGGGUGCAAAUGUUCAAGGGAAAGUUUUCUAAAUGUAGCGAUAUCACGAAAGUUACACAGGACGAAUGCCAAGGCUCAUAUCUAGUGUAUACCAACGGAAAACCUACAAUAGAGGACAGGAUAUGGUCCGUGAACAAGUUUAACUUCGAUGAUGUGCUCAGCGGUAUGCUGACACUGUUUACAGUGUCCACCUUCGAGGGGUGGCCGGGUUUAUUGUCUACUUCAAUGGAUUCGAACGAAGAAAACCACGGCCCAAUAGAGAAUUCCAGACCUCUAGUGGCGUUCUUCUAUAUCAGUUACAUUAUAGUUAUUGCGUUUUUCAUGGUGAAUAUUUUCGUAGGUUUCGUCAUAGUAACAUUCCAGAAAGAGGGAGAACAGGAGUUCAAAGAUUGCGAACUGGACAAGAACCAGAGAAACUGUAUCGAGUUCGCUUUGAAAGCGAAACCUAUCAGAAGGUAUAUUCCUAAGCAUCGAAUUCAGUACAAGACAUGGUGGUUCGUGACAUCACAGCGCUUUGAAUACUUCAUAUUCUUCUUCAUCGUGCUGAACACUGUCGCUCUCAUGAUGAAGUUCCAUGAGGCACCAGCUGAGUAUAAGAAAAUACUCGACAAUCUUAAUAUGGCAUUGACAACAGUGUUCAUGCUUGAGUUUGUGUUUAAGUUGGCUGCAUUCAGGUUUAAGAACUACUUUGGUGACGCUUGGAAUACGACAGAUUUCAUAUUGGUAGUAGGGAGUAUUAUAGAUAUUGUAGUCACACAAGUGAAUGAGAAUAAAAAUAAACCAGAGUUAGAGCAAGUAAUUAUUCCAUUGAAGAAAACUGAUGAGGGUACACUAUUGAAAUACAUAACGUUCUUUCGAUUGUUUCGAGCGAUGCGUUUGAUAAAGCUGCUAUCGAGAGGAGAGAGAAUUCGGACGUUACUGUGGACUUUCAUCAAAUCGUUCCAGGCUCUGCCUUAUGUAGCCUUGCUGAUUGUUCUGCUGUUCUUCAUAUACGCUGUAGUUGGGAUGCAGCUGUUUGGCAAAAUCGCUCUCGACGAUGCAGUUAUAACGAGGCAUAACAAUUUUCAAACGUUUGGUAGUGCUCUGAUGGUUCUCUUUCGAUCGGCAACAGGAGAGGCGUGGCAGGAGAUAAUGAUGGCAUUAUCAAACAACACACUGGAGCGGCCCGGCAACCCGCCCGGAUGCAUCGACGCCGACGGCAACACCGACGUUAACGACGGCGGCUGCGGCACCUGGCUCGCCUUUCCCUACUUCAUCUCCUUCUCGCUGCUGUGCACUUUCUUGAUUAUUAAUUUAUUCGUUGCUGUUAUUAUGGACAACUUUGACUACCUUACUAGAGAUUGGUCUAUAUUAGGCCCCCAUCAUCUUGAUGAAUUUGUGAGAUUAUGGAGUGAGUAUGAUCCAGACGCCAAAGGCAGAAUCAAACAUUUAGAUGUGGUAACACUUUUGAGAAAAAUAAGUCCACCAUUAGGGUUUGGUAAACUAUGCCCCCAUCGGACUGCAUGUAAGCGUCUUGUUUCCAUGAAUAUGCCACUUAAUUCGGACGGUACUGUCAAUUUCAACGCAACUUUGUUUGCUGUCGUAAGAACACAACUACAGAUUAAAACUACAGGUGUCAUUGACGAGUGUAACACUGAACUUCGAGCGAUCAUAAAAAAAGUUUGGAAACGUACUUCUUCAAAACUAUUGGACCAAGUUGUGCCUCCACCAGGAGAUCCCAACGAGAUCACAGUCGGCAAAUUUUACGCUACUUUUCUUAUACAGGAUUAUUUCAGAAGGUUCCGAAAACGUAAGGAGCAAGCAGCGGCUGCAUCGGUUCAGAACAGCCAAAUGACUUUACAAGCGGGUCUACGUACUUUGCACGAGGCUGGCCCUGAGUUGAAGCUGAAGAGAGCAAUAUCUGGGAAUCUCGACGAAAUCGUAGCGGAAACUGUGGAACCGAUGCAUAGACGCAAUCACACAUUGUUUGGCGCAGUAUGGACGAGUCUCAAGAAACAUGGCCGUGAAAGUUUCUAUGGGCGUGACAAGAAGAUGGCACCACCUUCUGUAAAACUAAAAAUACCGAAUAAAGAAGACGGCCAGACGCUAAGUUCUAUGAUGAGGAGAGAACUUGGUAUGGAUGGCAAAAUUCCGGAAGAAGAAGCAAAAUAUGAAGAAGGUAACCAGAGUGACGAAGAAAUAGCAAUGACUCCACUAUUGCAAGGAAAGGACUCCGAAAGGAUAUUCAGAGCUAUAGAAAAAACGUCCAACGAUUUAGUGCAGAGUAUGAAAAAUCAUAGUCGUGACAAAACGUCGAAACUGAACAACAACGUGCCUUAUUGCGUAGAGAAUCCAGCGGAGAAUCUUAUUACUCAAGUACUGACGGAGCAGGGGCUUGGCAAGUACUGCGACAAGGAGUUCAUCCAGAGUACCUCGCGUGAGAUGCAGGAGGCGCUCGACCUCACACAGGAGGAGAUGGACACCGCCGCAAAUCGCAUUAUAUUACAAGACAGUAAAAUGAGUGCGGCGAGAGAAACGGAUGUGGAGAACCUGUUCUCCAGGCAGUACCAUCCCUUCCAUCAGCCACCGAUGCAGCCUCCGCCAAGAAAAAAAUAAGAUUAACUUUUAUAUUUUGGAUUCCAGUUUUAACCAACUCGGCUGGCAACCGAGUUGGUUUUUUAACCCUAUUCCAGGGUUUUUGGACUAAGCAGGUCAGCGGGCUUGCUUUUAGAGACUUCUAAGUUAAAGAAGAAUUUUUUGAAGAAUGUUUGUAUAUAAAAUGCUUAACCCUUAAACAAUGGGUGUAUGAACUGUAUUUAUAUUUACAUACUUGUUUAUAUGAAUAAAAGAGCUAGGUUAAUGUUAAGUUUGAAAUUUUUUCACCUUCCUAUUUUUUCCAAUUGAUCGUUUUAUACAAAUAAAUGUAAUAUUAUUAAUAUAAUUUUGGCUAAUGAAAUGAAAUCCCAAAUAAUUUUCAAAGAGAAAAAUUCAAUAGAGUUAUUUUUAUGUAAGUACCUACAAACGUAUUAGUCGAUGACUAAGUUUUUACAGGAAACUAAAUCUAUUUAGCUGUACUAUUUAUUAGUGUCUGGUGUAACAUAAAUUAUUAUAUUAUGGCGAUGUGCCUUAAACAAAAUAUUCCAAAGUAUGAAGACGAAAUUUAUGUGCCAAAGUGUUUUGCCUUAGAUAUAUGAAUUAUAUUUAACUUUACCCUAUUAAAUUUGUGUAUCGAAAUUUUCCCAUAAAUAUAUUUUCACAAAUUAUAUAGUGUAAUUGUAUUUACAUCUUACAAUUGUAUUUCAAAUGUGCAUGAUAUUUAUAACACAUUAUUGUGUUCAAGUUAAUCAAGUUAAUGCUUUUUUUUAAAUAUCUUUUCGUGUUAGAAGUCUUUACUUAAAUUAAAAUGAUAUACUACUUAACUGUAUGUAAUAAAUUAAAUAUUUUUUUAUUCAAAUUGGAAGUAUAAAAUAAAUAUUUUGAAUGGUCUAAUAUAAUUUCUCGGCCCUGUUCAGACUUCUUUUCGCCGAAAGAAACUUCAUAAUACUAAUGAGAUGAAAAAUUAUAUUUACAAAACUCUGUAUCAUUAUAUGGUCAAUAUUAUAAUGUAUUAUCAAGAAUUCUAUGUAAUAAUAAAAUUGAGGUACAUUUUGAAGAGGGUAUUUUAUUGUUGCUAUUUUUCCAUUAAAACCAGCGAACCCUAUAUGAAUUACUGCAAAUACUUUGUCAAUACUUUAGCCUGAUUCUUAAUUUAAGAUUGGUAAAGGUUUUAUCGUAAAUAUAAUGUCAACCCCAUUCUACGUCCAAUAAAUUCUGCAUUAAACCCGCGAACCCUAUAUGAAUUACUGCAAAUACUUUGUCAAUACUUUAGCCUGAUUCUUAAUUUAAG
Molecule: messenger RNA, 6994 nt
Organism: Chilo suppressalis (striped riceborer)
Lineage: Eukaryota; Metazoa; Arthropoda; Insecta; Lepidoptera; Crambidae
Source: the annotation of a GenBank genome assembly